Molecule: messenger RNA, 2923 nt
Organism: Brachypodium distachyon (stiff brome)
Lineage: Eukaryota; Viridiplantae; Streptophyta; Magnoliopsida; Poales; Poaceae
Product: E4 SUMO-protein ligase PIAL2
Exons: 16
Coding region: 106-2631 (841 amino acids)
Biological process (GO): protein sumoylation
Molecular function (GO): zinc ion binding; SUMO ligase activity
Source: RefSeq, a predicted model, not a curated record
CAACUGCGCCACCCACCUACUGCAGUACUCCUCGCCCCUUCCUCUUCGCCGCUCCGCCUCCCAAGGACAGAGAGGAGAGAGACCGAGCGGGUGCGGCGGCGAGCCAUGGCGGGCAUCGCAGCAUCGCUCCCGCCCACGGCGCCGGCGCCUGCGCAACAGCAGCAGAUGCAGCAGCAGCAGCAGGCCAGGGAGCAGCUGCAGAAGGCGGUGGAGAUGAACGCGCAGCGCCUCAGGGCCAUCGGCGAGCGCAUCAGGGGCCACUUCCGCGGCGGCGCGGCCGCGCUCCCCCCCGCCGAGCUCUCCCACCUCGUCUACGCCUUCGCCAGAGGGAUCGAUUACGCGCUCUCGGGCGGUGACGUGCCUAAGAUGGCGCCCGAAGUACCUGACAUUUUGAGAAAGGUAUAUCAGCUGAGGAGAGAGCCAUCUAUACAAUCUUCUGUCAUGGUACUGAUCAUAUCAUGCAAGAAUGCUUGUAAAAGUAAAUGGUUUCAACCUGCAGAUUACAUUGACGUUCUCAGAAUGGCUGAUGAGCUAUCUGGCAACUUCUGCACGCCCGUUAGCGAGCCACCUAAUGACAGCACUGUGCUUGAAAUAAUUUCAACAGUAAUGCCAAGGUAUUAUCCUAAGUUGAAGUUUGACCGUCUAAUCAUUUCAUUGGAAGCAAAGGCUGGGUAUGAUAUUUUGAUGGCUGACUUCUUUAUUCAUAGAAAUCUACCUAAAAAUGAAAAGAUUAGUUUAAUUGUUGUCCAAAAGGAAAAUUUAGGUGUCUCAUCGUGCAUCACAAACCCACCGCAUGUCAGUUUUUUAGUAAAUGGAAAAGGCGUGGACAAAAGGACUAAUGUUUCACAGGAAACAGGACCCCAGUUCCCCACUGAUAUCACCAAGAUGCUAAAAUUUGGUGCGAACAUCUUACAAGCUGUUGGAUAUUUUAAUGCUAGCUACAUUAUAGCUGUAGCAUUUGUGAACAGUUUGACAUCGUUUGAUGCUCCCAAACUUGAUGACUAUGCCCAACCAGUCACAAUAGAUGUUCCUGAUUCAGAUGUACUUGAAGGGCCAUCAAAAGUUUCCCUGAAGUGCCCCAUAAGUUUUAGGCGCAUAAAAACCCCAAUUAAAGGGCGUCUAUGCAAACACUACCAGUGUUUUGAUUAUGAUAAUUACAUGGAUAUGAACUUGAGGAAACCGAACUGGCGCUGUCCAUGUUGUAAUACUCCUUCCAAUUUCCUUGACCUACGAAUUGAUCAGAAGAUGGCCAAGGUAUUACAAGAGAUGGGAGAUGAUAUCAUUAAUGUUCUUCUAUUCCCUGAUGGAUCUUGGAAAGUUGAUUCAGUUCAUGACGAGAAAUCAGAUAGACAUGCAGCUCAUACAGUUCAGCAGAAUGGGGAUGCUGUAGAAACUGAUGCAACUCCUUCCGAUGUCAUAGACCUGAUAAACAGAGAUGAUGAUGGUGAUCUGCCUAUGAGGUCGGCUUCUACUUCAGAAGAUAUGAAACCUCUGUUGAAUAGCCAAGAUUUAUCUGUGGCUGACUAUCUUCUGGAUUUGCCUAUAAGCACGUCUGCUCAGUCAGAAGAUCUACAUGUAGGUGGACAUAACAGAUGUAGCACCGGAACUUCGACUUCUGGCCAAAAUCCUUUACUAUCGUCUGCUGGUGGACCCGUACCUAGUUCUUAUGGGACCUUGGAGUCUAUUCUGCCUAGAGAUAUCCUGCAAGCGCAACCUGUUACGACAGAUACCGCCUCUCCUUUUCAAAUCUCCAAUUCAACAUUUGCCAUGCAGCAAUUUUCACAAGGACCAUACCCCACUAUGAUGCAGAUGCAACCACGGAUAGAUUCUUUACUUGCAUCAGAAGUAGCACGGCCUCCUGUACCUAGAAAUGUCAGGAGAGAACCUGUAGCAGUCCAGGCUCUGGCAGUGCCCUCACAUAAUUCAUCUAGAAGGGUCCAGCCAAAUGUCUCGUAUUGGCCACCUACUCCUCACACCCUGCAAUCCAGUGCAGCUUCUUCAAACUACCAAGCACACCAUGUGCCAAAUGCAGACAGCAUCAUCACAUCGAUGAUUAGUGGUGUUGGGCCACUCUCAAGAGCUCCUGAUGGUGCCUCAUUCUUGCAUCUACAGUCAACACAACAGGACAUGCGCCGGGUAAUGGGUCUUGCUGCACCACCUCUCAUGGGUACAAGACCUGCAGCAGGAGGCCGAGGACAGGGCAGAGGUGCUAAUGCUGCCUAUGGAACUCCCUUUUCCCAACAACAUCAGAGCUUUGAUCAGAGACAGUUGAACAAUCGAAUGGGCCAGAUGAUUACCCAACUAGGCGGUGCAGUUAGCCAGGCCCUGACGAACUAUCACUACGCACCCCAGCAAAGCCAGGCAAUGAGAUCACAAGUUGUGUCCCGACCAGCAACUCCGCAGGCACAGCCGCGUGUGCAGUCUCCCGGUCUAGCAUCCGCUGUUACCACUCCUGCCACGCCCCUCGUCGAAGCUUCUGAUCUCCAGGAUCUUCAGAUGGACCCGAACUGGCAGCCCACAGGGCAGAUGCGGGGGAGUCUGGUAGGUUCUGCCUAUGAUCAGGCCCUGGACCGUUAUUUGAACUCUGGCGGCAGUCAGCGGACAGGUCAGGCUCGGCCACCUGGCAGGUAAAAGUCAGGUGCUGCGGGGAGCCCUGGACUGAGUAGAUAACAUGUUAAUCACCUUCUGCGUCUGACUCUGAACCUCUCAUCCACCGUACUAGAUAUGUAAGUUUUUAAUUAUUAAUCUAUGUUAGGUUGCUGAUGCAGGGACUAGGACCUUUUGGUAUGGAGCAUUAGCUACAUGAUUUUUCUUUUGUUAUAUGUCACCUUGCUCGGAUUAUAAUUUUGUAAGUACAUUUCUAUGCUGGGUUGUGCAUGCCUGACGACUGGAGGAGAGCUACCCUUUUGGGAGUUGUGACUUA